This is a messenger RNA of Lotus japonicus, 1503 nucleotides long. RefSeq names its product protein FAR1-RELATED SEQUENCE 5-like. NCBI's taxonomy places the organism in Eukaryota, Viridiplantae, Streptophyta, Magnoliopsida, Fabales, Fabaceae. The record is from RefSeq and is a predicted model, not a curated record. Gene Ontology annotation, molecular function: zinc ion binding. The coding region runs from base 1 to 1503 and encodes 500 amino acids. The transcript is spliced from 4 exons.
AUGGCAGGAAUCAACACUCCAAAAGCUUACGGUGUGUUUGCCAACCAGAUGGGUGGAUAUCACAAUGUUCCUUUUGGUCCGAGACAAAUGUACAAUGAACGAUUUAAAAAGAAGAAGGCCAAAGUAUGUGAUGCGAGAGGUGUCAUUGGUUUCUUACGUAAGUUGAAGGAGAAAGAUCCUGAUCUGUUUUGGAAACACACUUAUAAUCAGGAUCGAAGGCUAGACAAGUUGUUUUGGAGUGAUGGUUGCAGCCGUGACAACUAUUCAUUGUUUGGUGAUGUGUUGGCGUUUGAUGCAACGUACAAGAAGAACAAGUACAAGCGGCCACUUGUUAUAUUCUCUGGGGUUAAUCAUCACAACCAAACAAUUAUAUUUGCUGCUGCUCUAAUUUCCAAUGAGCAAGAGGAUACAUAUGUUUGGUUGCUUCAGAAUUUGUUGGAUGCAAUGCACGGGAAGUUUCCAAUGUCGGUGAUCACAGAUGGAGAUCUGGCAAUGAAAAAUGCGAUUAGAAAGGUUUUACCAAAUGCUCAUCAUAGGUUAUGUGCUUGGCAUCUUCUCCGGAAUGCAGUGAGCAAUGUUGCUGAACCAAAAUUCAUUAAAAUACUUACUAGAUGCAUGCUUUGGGAUCUUGAAGUAGCUGAGUUUGAGAAAAAAUGGUCUGAAAUGGUGAUUGAAUGUGGAUGUGAAGAGAAUGAAUGGGUUCAAGACUUGUAUGCGCGGAAGAAGAUGUGGGCUACUGCACAUAUGCGGGAUUUUAUGCACAAUUUCAACCGAUAUUUGAGUUAUCAGCGACAAAGGGAACUUGAGGCUGAUUUUGCAUCUAUGCACGGAGACCAUGUUCCUCAAACCCAACUAAAGAGACUUGAAAGGUCCGCUUCCAACCAUUAUACAAAUAGCAUUUUCAAGCUUAUCUCUAAGGGUCUUCAUCGGUCAAUGAUGCUAAAGGUGGAUCUUUACAAGGAGACUUCAAGUUCCAUCAUUUACUUUGUCUCGCAUUUCUCCUUGUCUAGUAGGAAAUGGGUUGUCUCAUUGUGCCAAACAAGUGCUGUCUUUAAAUGCUCUUGUAUGAGGAUGGAAUCGCAUGGUAUUCCGUGCGAUCACAUUCUUGCUGUAUGCAGAUUUUUAGACCUACCUGAAAUUCCCUCAACCUUAAUUAUGGGGAGAUGGACCAAAUCAACAAAAGAGGGUCUUGACUUGCGUGGGGAACAAUUGGCUUCAUGGGACCCAAUGGAUGUUUGUAGAUUUCACGUUUUGAGGGAAAACUGCAGGAGGAUGGCUAAAGCAGCUUGUAGAGCACCAGAUAAGUUUCGGGAAACAAAUGAGAUUGUUUUGAAACAGGCAAGAAAGAUGGAAAAAAGUGAUGAUGUCGUAAAAGAACCUGUACCAAGGGUGGAUAAUGAUCCUGACAGGUGUGCUGCUGGAGCAUUGAUGCAGUUGAAGUGCAUACUUGGAGAUGUAGCUGGAGAUGGUUUGAUGAUGAUGGAUCAUAAGCCAAUACAUUGA